Molecule: messenger RNA, 972 nt
Organism: Pelagomonas calceolata
Lineage: Eukaryota; Pelagophyceae; Pelagomonadales; Pelagomonadaceae
Source: the annotation of a GenBank genome assembly
AUGAAGCCCUCCACGCUCGAUCCUGAAGAAGCCCAGCCGCUCCUCGCGGACCCGCCGAAGACGCGCCGCGCGACUCCCAAGGUCCUGGCGGCCGCCGCGGUGGCUCUCUGCCUCCUCGGCGCGUACAGCGGGUCCAUGGCAGAAGAAGCAAGCUCCGAUCCAGAGAAGCGACAGCACCGUCUAGACUCCUCCUCCCCGCUCUGCGACAGCACCGUCGAGACGAGCGUCGUGAACUACACGAUCCCCGGCCUCGUGAACGUCUUCAACGCCGAGUGGGACUCUCUCGCUCAAUCCACCGGCCUCGAUCCCUACAUGAACGUGAUCAACACGGACAUCAACAUCCCUAAGGACUACUUUUGCGACGAGUCCUGCGCUGUGGAUGGCGGAGGCAGCUGCACGAAGUCCUUCGUCAAAUUAGACCUCACCGAGAUGACGGGCCUCGGCGACUUCGUGCUCGAGACCAUCGACCAAGCGUCGAUGACCGUCAACACGGACGACACGUCGUGCGGGGAGCCCGACGGCGCGACGUGCGCGUUCUCGGCCUCGUUUCCUAUAACGAGCAAGCUCUCGUCGGGCUCGACGCUCAAGCUCACGUUCUCGAAUCUCGACUUUCAGUGCAAGUGUAAGGGCCCCUUCGGCGGCGCGUACCAGCAGACGCCAGUCAACCUCGGCACGGAGACGUGCAAGUCCACGGAUGCGAAGGCCACGGGCACGCUGUCGGUGUGCUUCGCGGGCUGCUCGCCGGGCGGCGCGAUCACGUCCGCGGCCAUCACCGAGUUCAAGAUCAGCGACUCGACCACGGUCACGUGCGAUUCGAACGAAGGGUUCUGGGCCGAGGUGCAGUCCUGGCUGAUCCCGCAGUUCGCGGGAGACAUCUACGGCGCGGUGAAUGCGCCGAUCGAGGACGCCAUCAACAGCGAGUUCUCCACGCUCGUCGACGACUACAACCUGGACACGUGCGGCAGCUCGUGA